Molecule: messenger RNA, 1763 nt
Organism: Cynara cardunculus var. scolymus (artichoke)
Lineage: Eukaryota; Viridiplantae; Streptophyta; Magnoliopsida; Asterales; Asteraceae
Product: shikimate O-hydroxycinnamoyltransferase-like
Exons: 2
Coding region: 1-1617 (538 amino acids)
Molecular function (GO): acyltransferase activity, transferring groups other than amino-acyl groups
Source: RefSeq, a predicted model, not a curated record
AUGAGUAAAUAUUCUCAUCUUCUUACCAUUGGAAGAUCUAAAGUUCUCUCUAUCUUAAAUAACAAAUGGGUUCAUGAAAGUUGUCUAAUUAGAUCAUACCACCCUCAACCACCAUUCGCCACCCUCAACCACCACCAUCUUCACAACAGUUGUAGUAGGGUUAGUACUGUUUCACACUAUUACCAUAAUCACCACCACCAUUCUCAACUAUCCACUAUCCAUACGUUAGAACUCCCAAAACAUGAGGGUGAUUCCCCACUCGACUACCAAGUGACCGUGAAAGAUAGAGACAUCAUUUCUGCUUCUUGUGCACCUCUGCACGAAUACUGGCUUCCCCAAUCCAACCUAGACCUACUCCUACCGCCACUUGAGGCCGGAGUUUUCUUUUGCUACAAGAAAAAGGACGACACUGUUAUGUCACCUGGAACUGUUGUGAAGACCAUCAAGAAAUCUUUGGGCAGGGUGUUAUCGACAUUUUAUCCGCUCGCCGGAGAGAUUGUGUCGAACAGCCAAGGUGAGCCGGAGGUGCUGUGUAACAACUGUGGGGUCGAAUUUGUACAUGCCCAUGCUGAUGUGGAACUGAAAACCCUAGAUCUGCACCACCCAGAUGAGAACGUGAGCGGGAAGUUGGUCCCUAAGAUAAAUCGUGGUGUGCUCGCGGUGCAGGUGACCGAGUUGAAAUGUGGAGCGAUAAUAGUAUCGUGUGCUUUUGAUCAUCGUGUUGCUGAUGGUUACUCUUUGAACAUGUUCUUAGUUGCAUGGGCUGAGUUUUCCCAAUUUAAACAAAUUUCCAUCACUCCAUCGUUCCGCCGUUCAAUCCUCGACCCACGACGCCCACCUCGUUAUAACGCAAUCUUUGAUAACAUGUAUCUUCCCUUAUCAUCACUCCCUCCACCACAUCCCUGUGAACACCAGCUUCAUAGUCGGAUCUACUAUAUUAAAAAAGAAUCACUUAAUCGUCUUCAAUCUGAAGCCAACUCAAAAGAAACAAGAAUAAGCAAAUUCCAGUCUUUAACCGCAUUUAUAUGGAAAUUAUUAGCUCACCAAGCCGACAAUGAUGUGAAUCGAACAUCUAGAAUGGGUGUUGUCGUUAGUGGACGACGGUUCCUGACUGGAAAUAGUGAGAAAGAAUCAUCCAUGUUAGAAAACCACUUUGGAAAUAUACUAUCUAUCCCAUAUGGCGAAAUGAACAAUUGUUGUCUGCAAAUGAUGCCACUUAAUGAAGUUGCAGACAAAGUUCAUAGCUUUGUGACAAAAGCAACAACAGAAGAACAUUUUAGGGGAUUGGUUGAUUGGGUGGAGUUGCACCGCCCUGAACCAGCAGUUGCCAAGAUAUAUUUUAAGCUACACGAGACUGAUGGGGAGGCCAUAGUUGCGUCAUCUGGACAAGGUUUACCAAUUAAAGAUAUGAACUUUGGAUGGGGGAAGCCAGAGUUUGGGUCGUAUCAUUUCCCUUGGGGUGGUCAAACUGGAUAUAUAAUUACGAUGCCGAGUGCCUCGAAGAAUGGAGAUUGGGUUGUUUACAUGCAUCUCAAACAAAAGCACUUGGAUUUGAUCGAAAUGAACACACCCCACAUUUUCAACCCCUUGACAUACGAUUAUUUAAGUUUUCAUUAAUGUUUAUUCAAAGAUUGUAUACAUGUUCUAUAUGUUUCCUGCUAUUUUUCUUAAUUUCUUUCCUUUACUUGUAGUUUAAAGUAUGUAGUGUUUUAAGAUGUGUGAUCAACUUAAUGUAGAUUGUUCCAUGGAUGGUUUUAAUGUAA